CCAAACGUGCCUCUCCAUCGUCACUUGAGAGGAUCGCGCAACAUGUCCACCAAGCACUUCUACAAUUCGGCCGAAGGGCUUGUCGACAAGGCCGAGCGAGGCGCUAUCGCUCUCAAUCCGGCUCUGCGAUUCUAUGCGCCUCACAAGGUCAUCUACGACUGCACCCACUCGCCCGACAAGGUGGCCAUCAUUGCCGGCGGUGGUGCCGGUCACGAGCCUGGCCACGCAGGCCUCAUCGGCCGAGGCAUGCUCACCGCUGCCGUGUCUGGAGAGAUCUUCGCCUCGCCCUCUGCAUCGCAGAUCUGCAGUGGUCUUGAUCUUGCAAACACCGACGCCGGUGUCAUCUUCGUUGUCAACAGAUACACGGGCGACUGCCUCAACUUUGGUCUCGCUGCCGAAAAGGCCCGUGCUGCGCUCGCAUUCAGCGGCAACAAGAAGUCGGGUGGCGUUGAGAUGGUCAUUGUUGGCGAUGAUGUCGCCGUCGGCCGUGAGCGCGGUGGCCUCGUCGGCCGUCGUGGGCUGGCCUGCAACCCUUUCACCUGCAAGAUCCUCGGUGCUGGCUCCGAAAAGGGUCUCAAUGUCCAGCAGCUCAAGGCUCUCGGCGACAGCACCGUCGCGAACACGGUCUCGGUCGGCACUUCGCUCGACCACUGUCACGUCCCCGGUCGCUCAAAGAAGGGAGAAGAGUGGGGCGCGCUUCCUGCCGAAGCCUGCGAGAUUGGCAUGGGUAUUCACAACGAACCCGGCUUCAAGCGUCUCGAUCAGACGCCGCCUCCCGAGAAGAUUGUCUCCGAGAUGCUGAAUCUGCUCCUCAACCCCAACGACACCGACCGUCACUACCUCGACUUCGACAAAGAUGACGCCCCCAUCGUCUUCCUCAACAACCUCGGCGGUGUGAGCCAGCUGGAGCUCAAUGCUCUCCUCGACGAGACAAUCGAGCAGCUUGGCAAGACAUACGGCCUUUACCCUUCGCGAUGCUUUGCGAACCAGUACAUGACGUCGCUCAACGCGCCUGGCUUUGGCAUCUCGCUCAUCAACCACAAGAAUGUCAAGAAGCAGACGGGGCAGGACCUCCUCGAGCUUCUCGACGCGGACACCGAUGCCUACUCGUGGAGCGGUGUCCGAAGCGGAUGGGGUAACCCAACCGGCAAGCCUCGCGACCGAGAGGCCGAGGAGAAGGAGGCUGCCGAGCUCCUGGCCAAGCGCCGCGCCGAGGGGGGCAGCGUCUCUGGUCUCUCUGACGAUGCCUCCAAGUCGUCUGGUGGUCCGUCCAACGGUGAUCCAGAGCUGGUCAAGAAGGCUAUCACUCAGGGCGCCAAGUCGGCCAUCGCCGCCGAGCCUGACCUCACCCGCUUCGACACCAUUGUCGGCGACGGUGACUGUGGUGAGACGCUCGCCCACGCGUCCAAUGCCGUCCUUGAUGCUCUCAGCAAGGGCAAGAUUGACCUCAAGUCGGCGGCGGGCACCUGCCUGACUGUGGGCACCGUCCUCGAGAGCGCAAUGGGCGGCACCAGCGGUGCUAUUUAUGCUCUCUUUUUUGCCGGUCUCGUUCAAGGCCUCAUCAACGGACCUGGCAAGCCCGGUCAGCCGGCGACGCUCAAGGAGUGGGGUGCCGCGUCCAAGGCCGCCCUCGACAACCUGGGCACCUACACGCCCGCCAGACCCGGUGACCGCACCCUUGUUGACGCUCUGACGCCCUUCUGCGAGAACCUGGGCUCGGGCAAGAGCCUCAAGGAGGCCGUCGACAGUGCAAAGGCCGGCGCCGAGGACACCAAGACCAUGCGGGCCAGACUCGGAAGGGCCACCUACGUCGCCAGCAAGGACGACGAAAAGGACAUGCCUCCCGACCCGGGCGCCUGGGGUGUCUGGGCCAUCGUUGAUGGCCUGCGCCAGGCUCUCGAGUAGUGGUCUUUCCCGUGACUCUUAUAGCUACUGUAGAUGUCGAUUGUCAAGGGAAUUGUGAAGCAAUGGAGGAGCUGUCCUUGUUCAAAUUGCUCGUCGAGCAGGUCACCAGACCAUGAGAGAGACACUCAAUUGAGCUGAGCGUACCAGAAUCCACCGCCAUGACGCCAGGCCAAGACAGCGCGUCUUUCGAGAACUUCCCUCCUCUUGCAUCAGGCCAAUCGGCUUUGCCGACAUGUUCUUCUUCUUCUUGGCACGGCGCCAUUUGCACAGUCCUUACCACGUUCCACCUAACCGUCCCAUCCUUCUAUUCUCGAGAAUACUCGC
Molecule: messenger RNA, 2229 nt
Organism: Acaromyces ingoldii
Lineage: Eukaryota; Fungi; Basidiomycota; Exobasidiomycetes; Exobasidiales; Cryptobasidiaceae
Product: putative DAK2-dihydroxyacetone kinase
Exons: 5
Coding region: 43-1905 (620 amino acids)
Biological process (GO): glycerol catabolic process
Cellular component (GO): cytosol
Molecular function (GO): ATP binding; glycerone kinase activity
Source: RefSeq, a predicted model, not a curated record